Messenger RNA from Caenorhabditis elegans, 476 nucleotides. RefSeq names its product Dolichyl-diphosphooligosaccharide--protein glycosyltransferase subunit dad-1 (gene dad-1). Lineage: Eukaryota; Metazoa; Nematoda; Chromadorea; Rhabditida; Rhabditidae. The coding region runs from base 2 to 343 and encodes 113 amino acids. The transcript is spliced from 2 exons. The record is from RefSeq and is marked reviewed. Gene Ontology annotation, cellular component: endoplasmic reticulum membrane; oligosaccharyltransferase complex; membrane.
AAUGGCGGCUCAAGUAGUUCCAGUUCUCUCGAAACUGUUCGAUGACUACCAAAAGACAACAUCAUCGAAGCUGAAAAUCAUUGAUGCUUACAUGACAUACAUCCUGUUCACCGGAAUCUUUCAAUUCAUUUAUUGCUUGCUCGUCGGUACAUUCCCAUUCAACUCGUUCCUCUCUGGUUUCAUCUCCACUGUCACUUCGUUCGUUUUAGCAUCGUGUCUCAGGAUGCAAGUAAAUCAAGAGAACCGCUCCGAGUUCACAGCUGUCUCGACAGAACGUGCAUUUGCUGAUUUCAUCUUCGCAAACCUCAUUCUCCAUCUUGUCGUCGUCAACUUCUUGGGAUAAACUCUGAAAAGCUUUAAUAUGUAUUUAUUUGUUUCAAUUCCUUCCAUUAAUUUAUUUGUGUUGCAAAAUGCCACCUGGGGUUUCGUUUCUCUUGCUGUGUUACACCUAAUUUAAUAAAAUAUGUUUCUGUUUU